Messenger RNA from Oncorhynchus keta (chum salmon), 372 nucleotides. RefSeq lists its product as uncharacterized. The annotation marks the transcript as partial. The record is from RefSeq and is a predicted model, not a curated record. Lineage: Eukaryota; Metazoa; Chordata; Actinopteri; Salmoniformes; Salmonidae. The transcript is spliced from 3 exons.
CAGCACCCACAGCACCCACCUCACCCACAGCACCCACCUCACCCACAGCACCCACCUCACCCACAGCACCCACCUCACCCACAGCACCCACAGCACCCACCUCACCCACAGCAUCCACCUCACCCACAGCACCCACCUCACCCACAGCACCCACCUCACCCACAGCACCACCCACCUCACCCACAGCAUCCGCAGCACCCACCUCACCCACAGCACCCAGAGCACCCACAGCACCCACCUCACCCGCAGCACCCGCAGCACCCACAAGACCCAGUGGCGCUCAUGAGAGCGACACCCCCUUCUGUGGACACUUGUAAAUCUACGAGUGAUGAGACGGAUAGCCCCGACAGCGUGGAGUCUGAGCUCCACUGU